CUCACAUGAGGGCUAAAGCUGUGGGGGUCUUGCACUCGGCUAUGCAGUAGUAGAGAGGAUUUAGCAUCUAUGCAAGGAGCGGCUCGUUAGACAUUUUAGUUCACCGAUAUUUCCCCUCCAAACAUGACCCUUUUAUCUGAGGACCAGUCCACCAGGCCCCAGCCUUGCCGGGUCCUGGAGCCCUCCAAACAUGCGGGUUCUUUGUACCAGGACGCAAAGGAUUUGACCGGCUCCAAAGACUACUACAUGGACAGCGCAGAGGGCACUGUCUUCGGGGCGGUGGAGCCCCCCAAGCGCUCACUGGGCCGCCUGAUCCUCCACGGUCUGGUCAUGUUCGGAAGGGAAUUCUGCUACGCGGUGGAGGCGGCGUUCGUCACGCCCGUGCUGCUCAGCGUGGGCCUGCCCCGCAGCAUGUACAGCUUGGUUUGGCUGAUUAGCCCCAUCCUGGGCUUGCUGCUGCAGCCCGUCAUCGGCUCGGCCAGCGACCACUGCCGCUCGCCGUGGGGGCGGCGGAGGCCCUACAUCCUGACACUGGGCCUCCUCAUGGUGGUGGGCCUCACCCUGUUCCUCAACGGAGAUCUGGUCAUCUCAGCUCUGAUCGCCGACAGGUCGGCGCGGCGGACGUUGUCCAUCGUGGUGGUGAUGCUCGGCGUGGUGCUGUUUGACUUUUCUGCCGACUUCAUCGACGGGCCCAUCAAGGCCUACCUGUUUGAUGUGUGCGCCUACCAGGACAAGGAGCGAGGCCUCCACUGCCAUGCUCUGCUCACUGGUCUGGGUGGAGCGUUCGGCUACUUGGUAGGCGCGAUGGACUGGGGUCACUCCAUCCUGGGCCAGCUGCUGGGCUCCGAGUACCAGGUCAUCUAUUUCUUCUCGGCGCUCACCUGGAGCGUCUUCCUCACCGUGCACCUCUUCAGCAUUCCCGAGCAGCCCCUGGACAAGGUGGCGGCCCGGGGACCUUCGGCCUUCAGCACCCUGAGGCAGCUGGGAUCCCAGCGGAACGGCUACGGAACCCUUGGCAAAGAAGCCGAGAACCCUCCACUGCUGCCGGCCCCGGACAGCAGGCCGAGGUCCUUCUCUGCUCAUGGGGAGGGCAACGCCAUCACCUGCAGUUCCAAACCGCCCAAUAAGGAGGCCUGUGAGAGGAUGACACUGAAGUCGCUGCUGAAAGCCAUCAUCAGCAUGCCCGGCCACUACCGCUGCCUAUGCAUCAGUCACCUGCUGGGAUGGACGGCGUUCCUCUGCAACAUGCUCUUCUUCACCGACUUCAUGGGACAGAUCGUCUACAAAGGGAACCCGUAUGCCGAGCACAACUCCACGGCCUAUGUCACGUAUGAGCGUGGCGUGGAAAUUGGCUGCUGGGGCUUGUGCAUCAAUGCAGUGUCCUCAGCUUUUUUCUCCUACCUGCAGCGCUUCCUGCUGCCCUACGUAGGCCUGAAGGGUUUAUACUUCGUAGGCUACUUCAUGUUCGGCCUUGCCACCAGCCUCAUCAGCCUUUUCCCGAAUGUCAUCGCCACACUCGUCCUGUGUAGCGUCUUUGGCAUCAUGUCCAGCACGCUCUACACCAUCCCCUUCAACCUCAUUGCAGAGUACCAGCGCGAGGAGGAGGAGGAAAUGAAUCGCCGUGGCGGCGGAGAGGCGGCGCGGGGCACGGGUGUGGACUGUGCAGCCCUCACCUGCAUGGUGCAGCUGGCCCAGAUCUUGGUGGGCGCUGGCCUGGGCGCCCUGGUCAACGCGGUGGACAGCGUGGUGGUAGUGGUCCUCUCUGCCUCCACCGUGUCCCUGCUGGGUUGCAUCUUCAUUGCACUCUUCAUCAGAUGCGUGGAAUGAGUGACCGCCCCUCAUCCAGCCCAUCGCACUAUUUGUAAUAUUUGAAUAA
This is a messenger RNA of Phycodurus eques (leafy seadragon), 1876 nucleotides long. RefSeq names its product solute carrier family 45 member 2 (gene slc45a2). Bases 124 to 1827 code for a protein of 567 amino acids. Gene Ontology annotation, molecular function: sucrose:proton symporter activity. Lineage: Eukaryota; Metazoa; Chordata; Actinopteri; Syngnathiformes; Syngnathidae. The record is from RefSeq and is a predicted model, not a curated record. Gene Ontology annotation, cellular component: membrane. The transcript is spliced from 7 exons.